GAUGGACUAGAAAUCCAUUGGGGUCUCCCCGCGCAGGUUCGAAUCCUGCCGACUACGGAAGGAAAAUGCUCUUUCAGAACAUUUAUUUUGACACGAAAUUGCCGUUCAGACCGAUUUUCGGGAAACAAUGAAAAUCGCCCACGGUUCCCCCUUGUGCUUCACUUUAUUAACCAGGUUCUGGGAGAGGCCAGGCCGAGGGGGCGUGGCCAGCAUGCGCGCGGCUUUCCUCCCUGCCUACCAUCCGUUACCGUGGCAACGGGAGAGCGAGCGCGCGAGCCGCGGAGACGGGCUAAGAUGGCGGACGACUUGGAUGCGUUGCUGGACGAGAUUUACCAAAAUAUUGACAAAAGGAGCCAAUGAAGAAGAGGACAUAGAUGAAAUAAUUAAAGAUAUAGAUGAAAAUACUUACGCCAGAAAUUUCACAAAACAGACUCCUGGAUCAUUAAGCUCGGCAUCUGAAAAUAACAAUACCGCCACUCAAACCCAUGGUAAGAAAUGUUGCCCGGUAUACCUUGGUGGAAGUACAGCACCAUAUGGUAUUGGAACAAAUAUUUCACAAAGAACUUGUGAUCAGUUACGUUGUACUGCAUGUGACUUCCGUGUUUUGCAUUAUAAUGACUAUCAGUGGGAUAAAUCAUGUGAUUACCUUUUUUUUAGGAAUAACAUGCCUGAAUUCAGCAAGUUGAAAACAAAGAUGCUAAUGAAGAAGGGAUCACGGGCCUAUGCCUGCCAAUGCACUUGGAGAUCUAUAGAUGAAUUAACAGAUCUAACUAUGGACCGACAGCUCCGUUGGGUUUGUAGCAAACAUAUUGGCUGAUGUUGGCUUGCUUUCUGCAGCAUCCACAUCUGUAUGAAAAUCAUCUGUUCAUUGCUUGGCAUCAUGUAGGAUGCCCUGAGGAUCACUGUGUAGAUCUUACUGCUGUUCCAGUAUAAAGUGAGCAUUUGCAUCAUGCACUAAUUUGGCUAUAACUGUCCAGAGGCUUAACAUCUGAUUGCUUAUAGAACCAAGCUAGCAAAAUUGUUUUAGUUAAAUGUUAUAUUGAUAAAGGUCUUUGGAUUUGACAGCUCCUUCCAUUAACACCAAUAAAAGAAUAAUAAAACUGAAAAGGAAGAAUGCUUCCCAAAAAGAAAUGUGAAGUAAAAUCUUAUUCUUUGACUAGAGCGCUAGCUUAAUAUAGUUGGUAGUUAUAAUAUCUGAAAUAGAAAAUAUUCAGACACUUAAUAUAUUUCAAAGGAGAUUCUGACAAUUUUGCUUUUAUCUGGCUGUUGUUAUAGUCAAAUUAAUGCAGCCUUACAGCAGUAUUAUCCUAAACCUUGUAUGAGAAGCUGAAUUAUGCAAUUAAAAUAGCAGGCUAGUUCAGACUGACAAAGAAAAAGAUACUGCAGCUCCAAAAUUCUGAAAAGCAUAAUUGCUAGUUACGAACCAUAUUCAUAAUGCCGUUUUAGUGCAUACACACACGGAAGUAAACCCUACUGGCACUUGCUUCCAAGUAAACCUGCAUUGAAUUGGGCUAUAUGUUGUUUAUGCUCAUUUCACUAUCUGGUGAUCUUGCAAAGUUUUUCUAAUACAAAUCAGCAUCAUUAGGAGCCAGAAAGCUUUCUGAAAUAAUAUUUUGAAUCAACUAUGUUUCUUUGUGAAAGGCAGGAGUAUGCAUAAAAUAGAUGGAGGGUGACUUCACCUUACAAUCACUGCACAGCAUUUAAGUUAAUCAGAAAAUGGUCAAAUGCCUUUUUUAUUAUCAUUGUUAGCACAUUUGAGUGUUUUCUUUAAAACUUAAAAUCAAAAUAUUAUAUAAAGAUUGUCCUGACUUAUUGCAUCUGUUUUCCUCUUCUUAAAAAAUGGUCAUAUCAUGAUUGCUGAGUUGUAUUGACCUAAUAUGUCCUAAAUGUAAUUCUUGUUUAUAUAUAAUUUUUCCAACCUGUAAUAUGUCACACUAUCCAAUAAUAUGUUCACUAAUUUUUUGUAGCACUGAAAAUUUAGAAAUGAAUUGUGGUUUAAAGAUUUAUAACAGGCCAGUAGUAAACAAUAUGACUGAAAUAACAGCAUGCUAAAACAAUAGCUAUAGUUCAUUAUUUUAUCAGAAACACAUUACAUACAAAUAGGUGCCAUUGAUUUCAGUUGUUUUUUAUAUUGUGGAAUAUGUUUAGAAUUAUAAUACAAAUAAUUUUGGUAUUAUUAUACAAAUAGUAAUACAAAUAAAAUAAUCUGUUUAGAAUCAUAAUACAGAUAAAUUCAUAGCUAAGACUGUACAACAUGGAAAUCAGUCCUUGCUCAGAUUUUUUCUGUAAUGUUACAAUCAUUAAAACAUUAUAUUCUUGGCAUUUCUGAGUAAAAUUAUUAUAUUUCAUAUAUCAGUUACUUAA
Messenger RNA from Candoia aspera, 2364 nucleotides. It is a transcript of the gene CFAP418, whose product is annotated as cilia and flagella associated protein 418. Gene Ontology annotation, cellular component: cytosol. The coding region runs from base 128 to 817 and encodes 229 amino acids. The transcript has 6 exons. NCBI's taxonomy places the organism in Eukaryota, Metazoa, Chordata, Lepidosauria, Squamata, Candoiidae. The record is from RefSeq and is a predicted model, not a curated record.